GAAGCUGCGCAGGCGCAGUGUGAGCGGUAACAUGGCGUCGAGGUUUAAGCGGAGGGCCGUGGAAAGUGGGGUUCCGCAGCCGCCGGACCCCUUAGUCCAGCGCGACGACGAAGAGGAAGAUAAAGUCGUGGAUGAGGACGAAGGCGAUGACGACAGUGACGAGGAAGGGGAUGAAGAGGACCACGUCAUUGACGAGGAAGUGAAUAUUGAAUUUGAAGCUUAUUCCCUAUCAGAUAAUGAUUAUGACGGAAUUAAGAAAUUACUGCAGCAGCUUUUUCUAAAGGCUCCUGUGAACACUGCAGAACUAACAGAUCUCUUAAUUCAACAGAACCAUAUUGGGAGUGUGAUUAAGCAAACGGAUGUUUCAGAAGACAGCGAUGAUGAUAUGGAUGAAGAUGAAGUUUUUGGUUUCAUAAGCCUUUUAAAUUUAACUGAAAGAAAGGGUACCCAGUGUGCUGAACAAAUUCAAGAGUUGAUUCUCAGCUUCUGUGAGAAGAAUUGUGAAAAGAGCAUGGUUGAAAAGCUGGACAAGUUUUUAAAUGACACCACCAAGCCUGUGGGCCUUCUCCUAAGUGAAAGAUUCAUUAAUAUCCCUCCACAGAUCGCUCUGCCCAUGUACCAGCAGCUUCAGAAAGAACUGGCGGAGGCACACAGAACCAAUAAGCCAUGUGGGAAGUGCUACUUUUACCUUCUGAUUAGUAAGACAUUUGUGGAAGCAGGAAAAAACAAUUCCAAAAAGAAACUUAGCAACAGAAAGAAAACUGCGUUAAUGUUUGCAAAUGCAGAGGAAGAAUUUUUCUAUGAGCAGGAGCAGGGAAAACCUGAGGUGCUCGGAGGUCCAGACACAAGAAGAGGAUUGGAACCCGUUCCGAUACGGCACAAUGGUGGUUCACGAGGGCGAGUGACAGCCCUGGUUUCUCUGAAGGCUGGACUAAUUCAAUCAAGAUCAACUCUAAGUGAUUUCCAGGGAACCUUCAUGACUGUUGGAAUUGCUCUGUCAUAAUAAGGCAGGGAUAUUUAGGAGGCUCAUAGUCUCCUGGAGGGAUAAAACAUCUCAGCACCUAGUAACGGUAAAUUAGUCAAUAUUUGUUAGUUUCCUUUCAGAUGUCAAAUGCUAUGAUUUUCCGAAGUCUUAGUGUCAGAGUUUGAAAUACCUUGUUUUCCUUUUUUUUCUAAUUUUUACUUUAAAAGUAAUAGAAAAUAUUUUGUAAUGAUUAGGAUGAAAAUUUUAUCAUGUCAAUUAUAAGCCAAAAAUUGCUAAAAUUAAAGUCAGUAUACUUGAAACAAUUUCUAGUAAGUUUUCUGGGGUAAGAUACUAAUUACUUUGAUAAAGGGGCCAUUAAAAUAUCCAGUAAAAUGUUCAUAAGAAAAGAUUAGUUUAAGAGUCAAACAGUUUGCUUUGCUAGUACCUUAGCUAAAGAAAAAAUACCAUUAAAGAUAACUAUCACCUUUA
Messenger RNA from Rhinopithecus roxellana (golden snub-nosed monkey), 1453 nucleotides. RefSeq names its product BRCA2 and CDKN1A interacting protein (gene BCCIP). Gene Ontology annotation, cellular component: nucleus. Bases 32 to 1003 code for a protein of 323 amino acids. The record is from RefSeq and is a predicted model, not a curated record. The transcript is spliced from 8 exons. NCBI's taxonomy places the organism in Eukaryota, Metazoa, Chordata, Mammalia, Primates, Cercopithecidae.